This is a messenger RNA of Zonotrichia albicollis (white-throated sparrow), 3810 nucleotides long. NCBI's taxonomy places the organism in Eukaryota, Metazoa, Chordata, Aves, Passeriformes, Passerellidae. The record is from RefSeq and is a predicted model, not a curated record.
UUGUUUAUUAACUUUUAGGACCCUUCCAAGUCUUACAAGAAAGCUGGAGAAGUUGCCCCAGUUGAGUUACACGUGGAAGAAGGUAUCGAAGUAGAAACAACCCCUUUAUCUAAGAAAGUUUCCCCAUUGCAUUCUGAAAUGACAGAUUAUAUCAAAUCAUCUCCUCCGACCCUGAUCAGUAGCCAUAACUCUGAUUUAAAGGAUAGAACAGAAAUUAACGGAGCAACAACCGUCACAGAAAAAUUGGCUCAGCUUAUUGCAACUUGUCCUCCUUCCAAGUCUUCCAAAACCAAGCAGAAGAAGCCUGGGAGUGGAAAUGGAGCUCCAUCUGGUUUGGUGAAAGACUCUGGGAAGAAGCUGCCGGGAGCUGUGAGUGCCAGUGGGUUGGUUGGCAGAGAUUUGGUGAAGAAGCUGCCGGGCUCUGGCAUUGCUGUUGGCUUGGUGAACAAGGACUCAGGGAAGAAGCCAUUGGGGAUUGGCAGCGCUGCCAUAUUGGUGAACAAAGACUCUGGCAAGAAGCCCCAAGCAAUCAGCCCCUUGAUUGGAUUGGUUAACAAAGACUCUGGGAAGAGGCCCCCAGGGAUCAGCACUCCAACAGGGUUAGUCCACAAGGAUGCAGGAAAGAAGCAGCCUGUGAGCAGCAGCUCUGCAGUUGGGUUGGUCAGCAAAGAUGUGGGCAGGAAACUUGCAGGGAUCAGCACUCCAAGUGCCCUGCCCAGCAAGGAGCCUCUCAAGAAGCCAGUAGGGAUCAGCACUCCAGCAGGGUUGGUGAACAAGGAUGCCGGCAAGAAGUUGUUGGGAAUAAAUAAUCCCGCAGGUCUGCUUAGCAAGGAUUGUGGAAGGAAGGUGCCAGGCCCUGGGAACAGCACAGCCCUGGUUAACAAAGACUCUGGGAGGAAGACCCCGGGGAUUGGCAGCCCCAUGGGACUGGUGAGCAAGGAGCCUGGGAGGAAGGUGCCAGGAAUGAGCAGUGCUGUGGGAUUGGUGAGCAAGGAGUGUGGGAAGAAGCCAGCAGGGAUUGGCAGCCCAGCUGGUUUGGCUACCAAGGACUCUGCGAGUCUGAAAGCAGAUUCCCUCGUGCCCUCCUCAGAGCCCUUUAAGCUUCCUUGCAAUUCAAACCUCAGCAGCCUUGAAAGCCACGAGCCUGCGGAUUUACUGAAGGAAAACACAACCAGCAAAACCUUUGAGAAGCACAUUAUGAGACAGAGCAAAGAAAGCAUCUUGGACAAGUUUUCAAUUCGGAAAGAAAUUGCUGACGUAGGCAAGGAGAUGUUCAGUGAAGGAAUGUGUGUUCCACAGGAUGCCUACUCAUCCAGUGAGAAAGGGAUUUAUGAAACAUCAAAGCACGAGAAGCAGCCUCCGGUUUAUUGCACUUCGCCAGACUUCAGGACAGGAGGUGCCUCGGAGGUGUCGACGGCCAAGUCCCCGUUCAGCGCGGUGGGAGAGGGGAAUCUCCCAUCUCCUUCCCCCACCGUGUCCGUGCCCACCCUCAGCAGGAACCUCUCCACAGCCUCCUCCCAGCUGGCCUCCAGCUCAUUGCACUUGAGCUCCACGGCAGAGCUCCUGGAAGGCAUUUCAGACCCCAUGGGCAAAACGCCCUUCUCCUCAGACAGCUCCCUGCUGGGCCUGAACAGGACACUGAACCACACCCUCAGCACUGAUUUUAAAGGUGCUGAGAAGGAUUUAAGUGAUUCAAAAGCGUCUUACGUGGAAACUUCGAGAACAAGUCCUCCCACAGGGAAGAAGCCCAUUUUGGCAGCUGAGACAAGCAUCCACGCUGCUGUCACCCCUUCGGUUGUUAGUUUUACCAGCUUGUUUGGGAGCAAGCAGUUCCUCAAGAUCGGUGCAAUAGCUGCAUCUGAGAAAUCCUGCCAAGGAGCAAAAAACCUGAGCAGCACUCAGCAAUCAAAGCCUUUAAAGAAAAGGAAAGGGAGGAAGCCACGAUGGACUAAGGUGGUGUCGAGGAGCGCGUGCCGACCUCCGAAGGGUCUGGAGCUGGAAAGGUCCGAGCUUUUUAAAAACAUUUCAUACAGUGCACUAUCGAGCAGUAAUUUGGAGCAGGCCAAAUUCCUGAAAAACAUCGGAUCAUCCUCGUUUGUGGAGCAUGAAUUUGUCAAACAUCAGUUGCCAAAGCUGAACGAAGCUAAUGGACAGUCCCUGGCACUGCUGGCUGAGACUGACAAACAAACUCCAAAGUUCUACAGCUCUCACAAACAGCCCUCCAGCCUGUGUAUGUCGGAUGAUUUCUUACCUGACAUUUACAAACCCAAGAGAGGAAGACCCAAAUCCAAGGAAAUGCCAGAACUCGAAGGUCCCCCCAAAAGAACUCUUAAGAUCCCAGCAUCAAAAGUCUUCUCAGUGCAGUCAAAAGAAGAGCAAGAACCUCCGAUUUUGCAGCCUGAAGUUGAAAUUCCCUCGCUAAAACAAAGCUUAUCAGGACAAGCUUUUCCUAAAAAGAGGGGGAGACCUAAAAGGCAGAUCCGGUCAUCAAUAAAAAUGAAACCGCCUAUUCUGUCUGUGGCUCCUUUUGUUGGAACAGAGAACUCGAGCAAGAUGGGGCCUGAAAGUGAACAGCACCGACCCGGGGAGUUCUUUGAGAGGAAGGAGCAGCUCCGAGGGCCAGAGGAAGUCCAAAGCCCCAGUAUUUGUAGCAUGAGUGAUUUGGAAGUAGACUCAGACAGAAAAGUUGCCAAGAGAAAUAAUGGCCAGUUAAUGAAAACAAUUAUUCGAAAAAUAAAUAAAAUGAAAACUCUGAAGCGAAAGAAACUCCUGAAUCAGAUUCUGUCCAGUACAGUGGAACCAAAUACCAAAGGGAAGAUGCAAUCCAAGCUCCACAACACCGUGUCAACUCUUGCUGCCACCUUCGGUUCAAAACUAGGCCAGCAAAUCAACGUCAGCAAGAAAGGAACGAUUUACAUAGGAAAAAGGAGAGGGAGGAAACCUAAAGCCGUCCUGAACGGCCUUUUAGCCAGCAGCGCCGCCAGUCUGACCGUUCUGGAGAAAUCUGCCCAGCAAGCUCCUGGCUCGUCCCUGGGACAGGUCCUGCCCCACCUGCUGCCCUCGGCAGCCCACAACUGGAGCAGUGGCAGCACCUCGGACCGCGCCGAGAAGUUGUGCGGGCAGAAGAAGAAGAGGCACUCGUUCGACCACGUGUCCCUCAUGCCCAGCGAGACGUCCGCCGUGCUCGGCAGCCUGAAGGAGAAGCACAAGCACAAGUGCAAGCGCCGCAGCCACGAUUACCUCAGCUACGACAAGAUGAAGAGGCAGAAGAGAAAAAGGAAAAAGAAGUACCCUCAGCUGCGAGGGAGGCAGGACCCCGAUUUCCUCGCUGACACCGGGUUCUACCCCUCCUAUGGCAUGCCUUACUCGCCCUCUCCCCUGGCAGCUGCUCCCAUAGGAUUAGGUUAUUAUGGAAGGUACCCUCCAACCCUUUACCCUCCUCCACCCUCUCCUUCCUUCACCACCCCCCUACCCCCACCUUCCUACAUGCAUACAGGCCACCUGCUCCUCAACCCCACCAAAUACCACAAGAAGAAGCAUAAACUCUUGCGCCAGGAAGCUUUCCUCACCACGAGCAGGACGCCCCUGCUGUCCAUGAGCACGUACCCCAGCGUCCCCCCCGAGAUGGCCUACGGCUGGAUGCUGGAGCACAAGCACAGGCACCGCCACAAGCACCGGGAGCACCGCUCCUCCGAGCAGCCCCAGGUCUCCAUGGACACCAUCACGGCCAACAGCUCCUCCAGAACGGUGCUGGAGUCCUUGAAGCGCUACAGGUUUGGCAAGGAGGCUGUUGGAGAUAGGGUUUGCUAA